AUGAUGCAACCUACACCUGCUCCCACCUCUCCUCCAAGUUCCCAAAUCCUUGCACAACUGUUCGAUGAAGAACCCGACUUCCCGCCACCACCUCCAGUUCGCCAUGGAACUGCUCCAUUCUCCGUGGUUGCUGGCUUGUUUGACAAACUACAGAGCGAGAGAAAGCCAGAGAAAAGACGGAAGCUUCUGCAUGCAUGGUUUGAUCAUUGGCGAAAACAAGUGGGCUACGACCUUUACCCUGUCCUUCGCCUCAUUCUGCCCCAGAAAGAUCGCGAGCGAGCAAUUUAUGGCCUGAAAGAAAGGAAUUUGGCCAAAGCCUACAUUAAACUGAUUCCAUUAGGUUCAAAGGACCCGGAUGCAAUCCAGCUUCUAAAUUGGAAGAAGCCUUCGGACAGAUACAGAUCUUCUGGCGAUUUCCCUCUCGUCCUAUACGAAGUCGUCAACAAGCGGUCUUCUGUGACUGAGAGUUUGUUAUCAGUCCAUGAGCUGAAUAAUAUAUUGGACGAUCUUUCUAAGAAUACCGGAAAACAUGACGCUCAGGUCAAGAUAUUGCAACGCAUCUACAACUCUACCACGCCGGAGGAACAGCGUUGGAUCGUAAGGAUUAUCCUGAAAGGGGGUCAAGACAGGCCAACCUUUUGUCCAGACCUGAAUGUUAACGUCAAAGAAACCACAAUCUUCUCGGUUUUUCACCCAGAUGCCCACGAUUUGUUCAAUACCUGCUCAGACCUCAAAAAAGUGGCAUGGGAGCUCUGGGAUCCUGCGCGCCGGCUGAACGCUGAGGAAAAAGCGGUGCAAUUGUUUCAUGCUUUCGCACCCAUGCUCUGCAAGAGGCCGACCAAGCGCAUUGAAGAAUCGGUCAAAGACAUGGGAGGACGAACAUUCAUCUUGGAGGAAAAAUUAGAUGGGGAACGCAUGCAGCUUCACAAAAGAGGCAAUGAAUAUUUCUAUUGUUCGAGGAAAGGCAAAGACUAUACAUAUCUGUAUGGCAAGCAUGUCGGUACAGGAAGUUUGACACCCUUCAUUGAUGCUGCAUUCGAUGAGCGGAUAGAAGAUGUCAUCUUGGAUGGAGAAAUGCUUGUCUGGGACCCAGUCUCUGAGAAAAAUCUACCAUUCGGAACGCUCAAGACUGCUGCGCUGAAUGACAACAAGAAAGAAUUCAAUCCUAGGCCGUGCUUCAAGAUAUUCGAUCUCCUCUACCUGAAUGGCAUAUCCCUCAUUCACAGGUCCACCAAAUUUCGCAAACGCAAUCUUAAAGCAUAUAUUACAGAGAUUCACGGGCGAAUUGAAUUUGUCGCAGAAUUUGAAGCUAAAACUGCAAAAGAUGUCCGUGAAAAAAUGGACGAAAUCAUGGCUAAUAGAGGAGAAGGGUCAAACCGGAAUAUAUGGUGGGUGCCAAUAUGGUCCUCUGUGCGUUUCCCGCAAUGUCCUCAUCAAGAAGCCCAGCUGCCAACUACGGAUCCGGAAGACGAGGAGGCGGAGUCUCGACACUCAUCUGUGCCGUACUUGAUGAUCGCAAUUCUGAUGAAGGGGAGGAACCCAAGCUCUGGAUUCUCCUACACGGACUAUUUAUGGAUUCGAGACAAACCAUGGAAGACCUGGGAUCAACAAAACUCACCCAGCUUUUUGCAAACCGCAGCGAGGUCUCUCGAGGAUAAGGGCGAUGUAUAUCUUGACCCUGAAGAUUCAUUCAUCAUCAAGGUCAAGGCUGCUGAGAUUACAUCUUCGGACCAGUAUCACCUCGGCAUGACGAUGCGCUUCCCGAGAGCCUUGUCAAUCCGUGAUGAUCUAUCAAUUCACGAUUGCGUAACCGCUACAGCUGUCAUGGAGAGUCAUCGAUCUGAAAAGAAAAGGAAGGCAGAGAAUGAAGCAGGCAAAUUCACAAAGAAACGCAAGGGCAAUGGAAAAGGACCUCUCAAGCCGUUAAUGCUACCGGAGUAUCAAAGCACGAAUGUCAAGGGUGUACAAGUCGAAUCCGACUUAUUUGAGGGGAUGACUUUCACAGUAGUAUCAGAUCCCAGGUCAAGAACGCGAGACGCAGACACACAAGAAAUGUUCAAGAUAAUUCGGGCAAAUGGCGGAAAGAUUGUCCAGAUUGCAAAGAAUCAGCCUGGUCUUUUAGUGGUUUAUGGAGGGAGAACGACCCCGUACGAUAUCAAAUCAAUCAUGGACAAGGGGUUGCACGAUAUCAUCCGACCGCAGUGGAUCAUCGACUGUGUAGCUGCAUCGGAGAAAGUUGCUAUGUCAAAGAAGUACUUCUUCCAUGCCACCGCCGUGCGGAUGCACAGCGACGACUACAAUAUCGAGGAUGAUAGUAGCGCGAACGACGAGUUGAAUGCUGUGCGCGAAUCGGGUACGCCAACUGCGCCCGCACUCAUACAAGAAUCGAGACGUGAAGACGAUGAGAAAACGGAUACCGGGGACGAGGAUUCAGAGCUGAGAGAUUGGUUUCAAAUCCAACGGAAGCACACCGCUCCAACAUCGGCAGAGAUGUCGGACUCAGCUACUGAUCCUGAUUCGGAUCAUGAGGAUUUCGAAGAGCCUAUUGGUGUCAAUGACGAAUGGUUAUCCGUGGACAUACCAGAGGAAUCGACGGAUAAUGAGGUAUCUCAGGAUUCCACUAAGCCCAGCCUUGACGUGAAAAUGGGCGAAAAUGACAACGCCAUGGAGUAUGAUCAAGAGCUUAUUUUCAAACAUCUAUGCUUCUACCUAGACUCUCCUGACAAUGCUCGGAAGCAUGGAAUGCCGUGCAAGGCCAAGCACGAAGACGAUAUAAGCCGAAAUUUCUUCGAGAUGGAUAAGAUGAUCAUUCAAAACGGAGGGGCCGUCGUUGAGCUAGACGACCCGAAGCUCACACAUGUCAUAAUCGACAAGCGUGAUGAUAGCCGUCGUCGUGAGCUGAUCUCCAGAACGUCCAAACCCAAGCGGCGCAAUAUUGUAGUUGCUGAUUGGAUCCAGGCAUGCUUGGACGAAGACACCCUACUGGACGAAACUGGUCUAACCGCAUUUUCAACUGUUACCGUAUACCUGCCACACUAUGUCAGUAUCACGACAGAGGAUAAUAAUCCAGGUCCUGAAGAACUCGAUUUCCUGGAGGAUGUCCUAGACAGACACGAGAUUUCCGACAAUGAUGUGGAGAAUUCAAUAGAGCUCAUAGCGAAGGAGUACAAUAAACAAGAUGACGCGAAUAUGAAAGUUGCAUUCCACAUUCUAAAGCGCGUGUACGAUAAUCUCCAGAAUGCAGGGGAGCAUGGUACGCAGAAAGAAGACGUCUCCAUCCAUCCGGACAGCCAUCUUUUUUUUGUCAACGCCUUCGAAAUGCCCGCGUGGCAUUGGUCUCAGGAAAAGGGUACCUUUGAACAAUCUACGAAGCAGCUCUUGGGACGCGCUGACCAGCGAUUCUUGCUCUUCGGCAUGCUUGCCCACACAAAAGAAGGAAAUAUAUGUCUUGAAGAUCAAGAUGGCUUUGUUGAGCUUGAUUUCUCACAACUUAACCAGCCGAGCGAAGGCUUUUUUACGGAAGGGGCCUUCGUUCUAGUUGAAGGGGACUACACAGAGGAUCAAACUUUCAUUGUCAUUGCGAUAGGGCAUCCUCCGUGCGAAAGCAGACAAACAGCGCGGUCAAUCUACGGCCAUGUAGACUUCUUGGGGAAAGGUGCUACUACCCCUUUAGAAGACUCCCAAUAUGCGCUCCGCAUCCAGGAAGAUCUUUCAGAUGUUACGUUUUUCGUCCUGUCCGAUGUUUGGCUCGAUCAUCCGGAUACCCUUCGCGGCCUUCAAAAACUCUUUGACAACUGCAUUGAAACCAAUUUCAUUCCCAAAGUAAUGAUUAUGUGUGGCAACUUCACCAGUCGAGGCAUCAGCCAGGGAAGCAACAGGGAUAUCUCAAAGUACCAAGAGGGAUUUGAUUCAUUAGCCGAUUUGAUUGCUUCCUAUCCUCAAAUGACGCAAAAUACACAUUUCGUACUGGUGCCAGGACCAUUGGAUUUAGCGAUCAAUUCCAUCUUACCUCGACGACCUCUGCUCUCGUCUUUCGUCUCCCGCUUGAAGUCAAAGGUACCGAAGUUACAACUGGGCAGUAAUCCAUAUCGUAUCAAAUUUUUUGAUCAAGAAAUCGUCAUCUUCCGGGAAGACAUGAUGGCAAGGAUGUUACGAAACCUCGUUGGAGUGAAACCGACAGUCAGGGGUGAAGAGCUGAAGAGAUAUGUGCGUGUAAAGAAUCGCAGCACACUGGUUCAGGACUAA
This is a messenger RNA of Heterobasidion irregulare TC 32-1, 4245 nucleotides long. RefSeq lists its product as uncharacterized. The transcript is spliced from 34 exons. The record is from RefSeq and is a predicted model, not a curated record. Gene Ontology annotation, molecular function: DNA binding; DNA ligase (ATP) activity; ATP binding. Gene Ontology annotation, cellular component: DNA ligase IV complex. Gene Ontology annotation, biological process: DNA recombination; double-strand break repair via nonhomologous end joining; DNA replication. The coding region runs from base 1 to 4245 and encodes 1414 amino acids. Lineage: Eukaryota; Fungi; Basidiomycota; Agaricomycetes; Russulales; Bondarzewiaceae.